Molecule: messenger RNA, 382 nt
Organism: Cercospora beticola
Lineage: Eukaryota; Fungi; Ascomycota; Dothideomycetes; Mycosphaerellales; Mycosphaerellaceae
Source: RefSeq, a predicted model, not a curated record
UUCAAGUCUCACACAACUGCCAUAUCGUUUUCUCAGAAACUUCCCCGAGACAACAAUAGAAGAUGCAAAUAAUAUAUCUCAUCCCUUUGGUCGCCUUCGUCGCUCAGGCACAUCCACUUGCUAUGCCUGAAGAGGCAAAGAAUGGCAAAGCCGUCAAGGCCAACGAAGAAAGCUAUCAAUGGGCGAGCGACGGUGGCUAUGUCUCAUUCUACGCGAAAGACAAGAAAGCCAUUGCUGAGAAGGCCAAGCGCGAGAAUGACAAAGAAAGCUAUCAAUGGGCGAGUGACGGCGGCUACGUGUCGUUCUAUACGAACGACAAGGAAGCCACUGGUGAUAAGUACAAGCGUGAGGAUGAAGUUGAAGGCUCUUAGUUAUCCAGGCG